AUGAUCACGAACAAUUUCAGCACGAUGGUCCACCACAUCCAGUUUGUCGAUAGCUUUGCCGACCUUCCUUCCACUGCUCCAGCCAAUCACCCCCACAUCAUCGAUCUUACUACCUUCAAGGAGAACGACGGCGAGGUCAUCACCGACAUCAAGAUCCAAGACGCCAUCGUUACAACUCUUCAUCAAGUCUCCAAGAAAACUCUCACCAAGUUCUUCCAUCCUACCAAGGCCUUCCACAUGGACUUUGAAUCUAAGACCGAUCGCUACUAUAAUCGUAUCAUUAUCAAGAAGAAAGGCAACGAAGUUCUGGUAGGCCAGUACGCCAAAGUUCAGGGUUGGCUGGAGUUCGAUAAUCUCCUCCGUUGCUCUAUUGAUGCGACCGGAGCCUGGAAGAUCACCUACGCAGCCUACCGCGACUACUUCUCCGUCGAAAUGAUCGGCUUCUUCACCUGGGAGAAUGUCUGGGCAGGAAACAGGGUCAAUGUCGGUGGUCACUUGGCGGCUCUCCGCUUCGAGACUACUGAAGGCCAGCCGGACCGGGCAAUGCUGGCCACGCAAGUUGCUGAUCACCUGUUGUUGGGUCAGUACUGGGACUCUAAGCGCUGGACCAGGGAGUUCCAUUGGGACUGCGACCGCAAUGGCGCCUGGCCCAUCGACACCGAGUAUCUUCCUGUGUGGUUCCUAUGCGUCCAUGAGCAUUUGCCUGCGAACGCACCUUCCGACCAUGCCCACGUUAUCGAUAUGGCUCUCUACAAGCCUUCCCUGCCCUCUAUAGGGGUACAGUGCGAUGUCAAGAUCCAAGACGCAGUCGCCACUCUGCUCUUCAACAUCUCUAAGGCAACCUUGGAUCAAUUCCUUGACAGUCAGACUACAUCGUUCAAGUUUCUCUGGUCAUUCAAGAGGGAGCAUGUCGAGAAUCAGAUGAUCGUUUGGAGGCAGGGUGCUCAAGUUCUUGUCGGCCAGUUCGUAGAGUACCCCGAGGAUGAUGAAUUGGAAUGGGACAACCUUGUUCGCUGCCGUAUCAACUAUGACGGCUCUUGGGACCUUGCAUCCGCCACGUUUGGUAGAUACACUCGCCUUGGGCUUCACCACGCAUGGGCAGAAUCAUUCCUCCCACGUUACACUCGAAUGGGCAUUGAGCAUGACAAGAAGAAGGGGGAAGAGCAAUCCGCACGGAACUUGGGUGAUUACAUCCUGAGCAACGAGUGCUGGAUCCCCAAGGCGGAGUCCAAGUGGAACAUUGAGAUCAGCGUGGCCCGCUGA
Molecule: messenger RNA, 1263 nt
Organism: Alternaria ethzedia
Lineage: Eukaryota; Fungi; Ascomycota; Dothideomycetes; Pleosporales; Pleosporaceae
Exons: 5
Coding region: 1-1263 (420 amino acids)
Source: RefSeq, a predicted model, not a curated record